AUGUUGCUGGGAUUCAUUGUGGCCGUGCUUGGCCACAUUCCCUUCAUUAUAGCCUCCUCACUCCCAGCUGAAUACACUACCACGGCUAGUUCUGAUGACAACCAUGGGAACAAGCUUGUUUUCUGCCACUUCAUGGCAUGGUACUCCACUAUCCCCCAUUGGAUCGUUGGCAUAGUUAGCAACCGCCAGAGUGCUAGCGACUAUGACGACGAUAUGAAGCGCGCCCAAUAUGCAGGCAUCGACGCUUUCGCCUUGAACAUCGGCACUGAUUCUUACACGGACACGCAGCUGGGGUUUGCGUAUCAAUCUGCCGCCAACAAUGGCAUGAAAGUAUUCAUCUCAUUUGACUUCAAUUGGUGGCAGACUAGUCAGGGCAAUGCAGUCGGUGCAAAGAUCGCGCAGUAUGCCAAUUUUCCUGCCCAGCUCAAGGUUGAUGGGAAAGUAUUUGUGUCUUCUUUCGCCGGUGAUGGUGUCGACAUCGCAGCGAUCAGAGCAGCUGCCGACAGCGAUAUAUAUUUUGCACCCAAUUUUCACCCCGGUCGGGGUGAUUUCAGCAAUAUUCAGGCCGCUCUGAACUGGAUUGCAUGGGGAAACAAUGGAAGCAAUGGGUCUCCAACUCCUAGCAAGCAGCUCGUUGUUGCCGAUAGUGAUAAUGCUUACAAGACGGCUCUUAACGGGAAGCCCUACAUCGCGUCGGUCUCACCUUGGUUCUCGACACAUUUCGGCGGCGACGUCUCUUACACCAAAAACUGGGUGUUUCCCUCUGGACUCCUGUGGUAUAACCGAUGGAGAGAAAUUCUAGCUACCAGCCCUCGCUUCGUAGAGCUUCUCACCUGGAAUGACUACGGUGAAUCGCACUACAUUGGUCCGCUAUCAUCGCCGCACAUAGACGACGGGGCCUCCAAAUGGGUCAUGGGCAUGCCCCAUAAUGGCUGGCUCGAUAUGGCAAAGCCUUUCAUAGCCGCCUACAAAGCUGGCUCAAAACUGCCAAUCCGUUUCCUCGACGAAGAAAAGCUGGUCUACUGGUACCGAACGACCCCCAAGAAUGUCAACUGUGAUGCAACCGACACGACAAUGCAAGGGUGCUCCAACAGCUGGAGUGGCAACUUCGUCUGUGGACGACCCGAUGGCGCGGAUAACAUGACCGACGAGGUGUUCAUCGUAACGAUGCUGAAGACUCCUGCUACCGUGCAUGUGCAGUCUGGCCGCAUGGCUGAAACUUAUGAUGCCAAGGCCGGAAUGUGGUCGCACUCUGUGCCGAUGGGUGUGGGUAGACAGAGCUUCAAGGUUGUUCGUGAAGGAAAGACGGUUGAUUGUCUGUGUGGGAUUAGUCGGAGGGAUAUUACUGACACGUGUCCCUGUGGCAUCUACAAUUUCAAUGCUUAUGUGGGCACUCUGCCGGCGGAAGCCUCUGUUGACCGGCUGCAGCCGGCUGGAUUGGCACUGUUGUCGCAGGGAUUGCAGAUCGCAUGUCCGACUACUCUGGGUGCCAGAUGA
Penicillium concentricum is the source of this 1497-nucleotide messenger RNA. Its product is annotated as glycoside hydrolase family 71 protein. Bases 1 to 1497 code for a protein of 498 amino acids. Gene Ontology annotation, molecular function: glucan endo-1,3-alpha-glucosidase activity. The transcript is spliced from 4 exons. Gene Ontology annotation, biological process: mating projection tip cell wall disassembly. The record is from RefSeq and is a predicted model, not a curated record. NCBI's taxonomy places the organism in Eukaryota, Fungi, Ascomycota, Eurotiomycetes, Eurotiales, Aspergillaceae.